UGAGCUCUGCUGUGUUCACCGCGUUAAAGACACGUUAACGGGCCGGUUCUGUGUUUGUUCGGAGAGUCAGAACUGGGCCCUGGGUAACCGGGAGACACCGGGAGACACCGGCUCUGUUAUGAUGCUAACGCUAACUGAAGCCGGCUCAGUGUUAGCAUGCUAGCUUACUAACCAGCAGGACCAAAGAGACAAAGCUAACGAGGCUAACUGUUAGCUGGUGCAGAGGUCAUGUUCCCACAUAAUGAACCCGUUCCACAAACGCCUCAAAUUCAGCCCAACUAAACCCUGCCCUGCAGCCGGGCCGCAGCACUCCAGUCCCCACGCCUUCGCCCAUGAUGCUAUGUUACAACCUUCUCCAGCUCCUACAGGGGACGGAGCCAGGAAUGAGGACGAGGGGGAGGAGUACCUGCUGGUGGAGGAAGACACCACAGACUCUAGCCUCAUCAUCACCAUGGAGGACAGUCAGGUAGAGGUUAGGUCGGGCAGGAGGAGGUCAGGAAGGAGGAGGAAGAGGAAACUGAUAGAGGAUGAAGAUCCCGAAGUGGGCGGGGCUUCAGAGAGUGAGGAGGAGGCGGAGUCAAGUGUUGAUCUUGAGAUUGGCAGACAGCUGGACCAAUCACUGGAGACUAAAUCCAAACAGCACAACCUGACCACGGUGAACGUCAGAAACAUAAUCCACGAAGUGAUAACUAACGAACACGUAGUGGCCAUGAUGAAAGCUGCCAUCAACGAGACUGAAUCCAUCCCUCCGUUUGAGCCAAAAAUGACCCGAUCCAAGUUUAAAGAAGUGGUGGAGAGAGGAGUGGUGAUUCCAGCCUGGAACAUUUCACCAAUCAAGAAGAGCAGUGAUGUCAAGAAGGCUCCUCAGUUCGUGGACAUCCCUCUGGCUGACGAGGACUCCUCUGAUGAAGAGUACCGACCUGAUGAGGACGAAGAGGACGAUACCACCGAAGACACGUUCCAGGAGAGCGACAUGGAGAGCACGGCGUCCUCCCCCAGAGGGAGUCGUCUGAGUAGGGGGGAGGAGGACAGCUGCAGCCCCUGGCAGACCUUUCGUAGCCGCUCAAGGCGUCUGAGGGCGGUGUCUGUCUCUAUGGGGCCGCCACCUCCACCUAAAGCCCCACCCCCUAAAGCAGCGACUGACAGCAGCUUCCUGGAGAAGCUCCAUGCAGUGGAAGAGGAGCUGGCUGUGUGCAUGGAGCCCUACCAGCCUUUGUCUGAGUCCGAGGAGGAGGUGGGGCUGAUGGCGUACAGGACUCGCUCUAAACGUCCUCUACGGGACAUCCCACUGGGUCAGCUGGAGGCGGAGCUACGAGCUCCUGACAUAACACCUGACAUGUAUGACUCAAGCUCCACCCAUGAGGAUAGGGAGUGGACCGAUUGGCUGAGAGGACUGAUGAUCUCAGACAUAGACAAUGAAGACGAGUGUGAUGAUGAAGAUGAUCCUGAGUAUAACUUCCUGGCUGACAUCGAUGAACCUGACCAGGAGGAUUACCGUGACGAUAAGGCUGUCCGCAUCACCAAGAAGGAGGUGAACGAGCUGAUGGAGGAGUUGUUCGAAACUCUUAAAGAAGACCUCACAGGACAGGAAGUUGACGAGGAAGAGGAGGAGCCACUGGAUGAUACACACACUGUUCAGACACAUGCAAAUGAGGAUCAGCAUAACACCAGAGGGGGCGGCGACGACCACGAGGACAGCCUAAUAACAAAGCCACGUACAGUGAAGCAGCAGCUGGAGCAGAUCAGGAAGAGACGUCAGCUCGCUCUUCCCACACACACACCCUGUGACACACACACACCCUGUGACGCACACACACCCUGUAACGCACACACACCCUGUAACACACACACGCCCUGUGCAGAGCCGUACACACUGAAGCUGGACACUCGUCAAAGGAGCAGACUGCAGCAGCAGCUCCAGCAGCAUGUCCAGCUGCUCACUCAGAUACACCUGCUGAGCUCACCUGUGGCUGAACUGCACAGCGAGGCUGAGACCACCAGACAGUUCCUGUUUGAGUUGAACUUGCUCGCUCAGAGGGCGGAGCUUCUCGCGUCUUCCUCUCGUCCUGGUUUCUGCAGCGCCUUCAGAGCCUCCAACCUACAGGGGGCGCUGCAGCUUCUGGAGGAGCUGAAACAGAUGCCCAUCAGCUACCAGCUGCAGCCCCGCCCACCUGACGCCCGCGGAUACAUGCGUAGUUUCCCCGUCAUGCCGGCUGAGCUGGCCUGGCUUUUCGCUACUCGCCCGGUGUUCCUCUACCCUGAGCUGCUGCCCUGUGCCAGCCUAGACCCUGCUCUCUACUGCCCCCGCAGGACAUCUGCCUUUACUGCAGCCGAGGACUGCCUGUUGGUCCUGGGUCUCAGGAACAUGGAGGGGUCAUGUGAUCCCACCAAGUUGGUGUCUCAGUUCCUGCUGAGGAAGAGUCUGGUCCAGGUCCGACGAAGGAUCCUGCAGUGCUGCAGACCUGGUCACCCUGACAACAUCGUCAAGGCCUUCAGGUAUCAGAGGGUGGUGUGGCCCAUGCUGGUGGCAUGUCGGGGUGUAGUUGGAACAGAGCUGCGCCCCCCUGUGGAGAGAGAGGAGAGUGUGCUGCCUUUGUGGCUGCAGAGGAGUCUUCCUGUCAUCUACCCAACCAUCAAGAUAUAUAACAGCCCCACCGGCUCCACCCCUGAGGCCCCGCCCCCCUGCAGGUCAACUGCUGCCCGUCACAGUCACCUGACCUUCCUUCGCUCCUCCUCUCACUCUAAUAACUUCCCCCCCGGGACCAAGUAUCCCACCCGACUCCCAAAAAACCUGGACUUCAGACGUGUGGGCUUCCUGCAGGUGAAUCAGACCCUCCCCCAUCCUCCUUCUGACUCCUCACAACUCCCCCUAAAUCCUCCCAAAGCUCUCCUCCAGCGCCCCCUCCCGUCUCACUGUGACCCUCAUGCUGAGAUCAUCAACACCACAGCUGUCUCAAUGCCGACCAGAGAGCGAAUCAGUUGCCACAAUCAGACCCUAACCAGUCUGAGGAGAAGGGGGAGGAGCUCUAAAGAUGCUGUUAUCCCGCCUUCUUCAGAAUGCCCUGCCCCCUCCAUGGAGGAGAUACAGGAACGUGAUGAUGUCAUCAGGACAAACGAGGAGGAAUUGGAGGAGGAGAGUGAGGUCGUCCUGGCUUUGUCUGAAUCAUCACCCAGCUCAGCAGGAAGUGUCACCCCCGACAACGUACGUGAUGGCCCAGUGGAGGCAGAUUUAGAGUAUGAACAGGAAGUCACAUCAACGCCGUCCAGAGCAGCAGAAGAAGUUGAGACAGAGCAGCUGGUGUGUGACGCAGUGCAGGUGUGUCCAGGUGUCUCUGAACAGCUGCUGCAGGUGUUGGAUCAGUUCUCUUCAGAGGGGCCCCUGGGGGCCUCUGGGGCUCCUGAACUCCUGUUUGACUCUCUGAGCCGCCUGCUGCGGCCCUGGCCUCAGCUGCUCCAAGAGCUCGCUGCCUUCCUGAGCCAGGGACAGGCCGACUGCUGUAACCUGCAAACCGAGCUGAAGCUGUUUGAACGCAGUCGUUGGUUUCUGCAGAGACUUGGGCGGAGCCUGGGAGAAGACUCCUCCCUCUACCAGCAGGUGGUGUCAGUGCUGCAAGGCAGCCCCGCCCCCAUGCCUGAGGACGUUGACAAGGUAGAUUAUAUCUCCUCUUUCCUCAAACGCCACCCCAACCUGCACAAGGAAUUCUGGGAGUUUUUCCAGCAACUUCGCACUCAGUCGUCACCCAUAGCAACCAGCUCUGACACCACAGUGACUGACUGCAUUUCUCACAAUCCUCAGAACAUAAACAGGAAAAAAGACGAGGAUGAAACACCGGAUGACAGCGAGACAGGAAGUGACGAAGAGGAAGGGGAGGAGUCAGAGGGAACCGUUUGCAACAAAAUCCUCUCCAUGACGAGUGGAGAGAAAGAAGUGGUCUGGACCCGGGAGGCGGACCGAGCCAUCCUGACCGCUUGUAAGCAGAAGGGAGCCAAUCAGAAAACGUUCAGACAGGUCUCCGCCCACCUGGGAAACAAGACCGCCCAGCAGGUGACAGGGCGAUUCAGACACCUGAUGAAUCUCUUUCAUGUCCAAAAAUCCACCUGCUGUUCCUCAGAGGGCCAGCCAAUCAGCACACAAGAGGGAGCCCUGGACUGAAGGUGUGGCCAAUCACAGACAAGCCUGCAACUUCCUCAGAGGACAUCCUGCAGGGGGCCCUCAGAGGACGUCCUGCAGGGGGGCCUCGGGGGACGUCAGAGGACGUCCUGCAGGGGGCCCUCAGGGGACGUCAGAGGACAUCCAGCAGGGGGAAUAUUCUGUAACAUUCCUUAGAGCUCUCAGGUGGACAUGAGGUUCUUUGAGGUUUCAAUGAUUCUCAAACAUUCUGAUGAUGUUCUUUGUUGACUCGAGAACAUUCCACCUGGGAUGAUACAGAGUUCUUCAUGUUUGUUCUGCUGAUGUUCUAUUCCUGUCGUAGUGAAGGAACGUUUUGAAAAAGGAGGGAGGUGAUGUUCUGGACAGUACUGGUAAAGAAUGAAUGAUGUUCUGCUGAACCACUGAACUUCAUUCUGUUUGUUCUAAAGACUGAAGAACUCAUGUUAUCCUGACAGGAACACACCUCAGUCCUCUAUAUUUAUAUCUAUUAUUUAUUUGUACCUCCUCUGGCCUCAGUUAGACUCCGCCCACUGACUCAGGGGGGUGGGGUCACCAUAAUGUCAUGAAGGACAGAAGAAAAGCAACAAAUGAAGCUGUACUUUGGUUUUCUCUUUCAUGUUUCUUUCUAUUCCAGUUAUCCAUCCUAUCACAGAACCAGGAGGAACAUUAACUUGAUACUCUUUGUGCAGCUCUCAGACAGUGAAGGUCCAGUCUGCUGAUCAGUCUGUGGUUCUCUGUGGCCUUAUGUGUGUUGGUGUGAAAGUUGUGAAGAACAUGCAGAUGUUCUGUUUGAUAGUGAAGAACGUGCCGACACUGUGUGAUAGUGAAGAACAUGCAGACGUUCUGUGUGAUCGUGAAGAACGUGCAGACGCUCUGUGUGAUAGUGAAGAACGUGCAGACGCUCUGUGUGAUAGUGAAGAACGUGCAGACGCUCUGUGUGAUAGUGAAGAACGUGCCGACACUGUGUGAUAGUGAAGAACAUGCAGAUGCUUUGUGAAGGUCUCUUAGAAUGUUUGUUCAUAUCGACGAUGGCUAAAGGUCAAGUGCUUCAAUAAAACAUUUAUUAUAUUUCUAAAACUGGAA
Labrus bergylta (ballan wrasse) is the source of this 5233-nucleotide messenger RNA. RefSeq names its product gon-4 like a (gene gon4la). Gene Ontology annotation, cellular component: nucleus. The record is from RefSeq and is a predicted model, not a curated record. Gene Ontology annotation, molecular function: transcription coregulator activity. Lineage: Eukaryota; Metazoa; Chordata; Actinopteri; Labriformes; Labridae. Gene Ontology annotation, biological process: regulation of DNA-templated transcription.